AUGCCCCUCUCCAAGGAGAUUCGCGAUUUCGUUGCCCAGUUUGGCAAUACAUGGAAUCUGGAUGUAAACGCGGAGUGUGAGAAGUUCUUCGAAGAGCGCCAGGCGGCCGAGCCAGCGCCCUCCUCGCUGAAGGUCGAGAAAGCCGUGCACUACGGACCAGAUCCCCGCCAUCGCCUCGACAUAUACUGGAAUUCCCAUCAGGACGUCUCUCUCAAGAAACCGGUGGUCGUCUACUUCCACGGCGGGGGAUUUCGCGCCGGUGACAAUGACAUCUCCCCUCACAUCCACAGCAACAUCGCAAAGUAUUUCGCACUUCAUGGCACGGUAGCAGUGCUAGCCACUUACCGCCUGCUUCCCGAGGCGCAGUUCCCCUCCGGGAUAGAGGAUGCCACGUCAGCACUAGCAUGGAUCAAGUCUCACAUCGAUGUCUACGGCGGGAAUGCGGAGCACGUCUUCGCCCUCGGUCAGAGUGCCGGCGGCGCGCAUCUAGCUAUGGCGCUGUUUUCUGGUGUGCUGGAGAAGCAGGGGGUCGUGCCGAGGGGCAUGAUGCUGCAGAGUGCGCCGCUAUGGUAUGACCUGUCUCAGGCGCGACGGAGGGCCAACAUGGUCGCGUAUUAUGCUACGGAGGAUGAUGAUGAGAUACUUUCAAAGUCUGCGCUGGGGCUUUUUGGUGGAUACAAGGGCGAGGGGGUUCCAGAGCUGUUCUUGUCGGUUGGGGAAUUCGAUUCGGAGGAGAUUGUUCACGGGAAUCUGAUGUUUCUGGAGGAAUAUGUACCGAAGAUGAAGCGCAUGCCCCGGUUUGAGGUGUUGAUGGGUCAUAACCAUAUCAGCUAUGCGUUGGCGAUGGGCUUGGAAGGGGAUGAAGUUGGACCGAGGGUGCUGGCAUGGAUAGAGUCUCACUACAGCAGUGAAACUAGCUGGUCAAGCUGCCGGAAAGCGCGGAUCGAGCAUCCGAAGACGAUCCGACUGAUAGCAUACAUAUAUACCUCCAUCACAACCAACACUCUACGACCAUCACCAUCACCAGCAACACACCAACCACAUCACCAUGCCUUCAAUCGCCGAACUCUCCUCUCCAGCCGUAGCCCAAAAGCUCGACUCCCUCUCCACACGCGCCACAGACAAACCCACCCUCGAAGCCGAAAUCAAAACCCAGUCCCUAAUCCCCCUCUGGAACACCGGCGCGCCCAUCUCCGCGCCCACCCCACGCAGCAAGCAAAUCCCCACAGUCUGGCACUACGCCGACACAAAGAGCCUGCUCCUCCAAGCCUCCAAGCUCGUCGACGCGCGCGAGGCCGAGCGCCGCGCCGUGCUGAUGAUCAACCCGGGCCGCAACGAGUCGCCCUUCACGCUGGACACGCUCCUCGCCGCGCACCAGCUGAUCCUGCCCGGCGAAAAGGCCGUCUGCCACCGGCAUACGCCCUUCGCCGUGCGCUUCCUCAUCGAGGGCGCGCGCGGGUACACCGCCAUCGCGGGGCGCAAGAUGUACAUGGCGCCGGGGGAUCUGAUCAUUACGCCCGUGUGGAACUGGCACGACCACGGCAACGACGGCAACGAGAACGUCAUCUGGCUGGAUGGGCUGAAUAUCCCGCUGUUCAAGUCGUGGCCUAUUGA
This is a messenger RNA of Aspergillus terreus NIH2624, 1614 nucleotides long. Its product is annotated as alpha/beta hydrolase. Gene Ontology annotation, molecular function: hydrolase activity. The record is from RefSeq and is a predicted model, not a curated record. The transcript has 4 exons. The coding region runs from base 1 to 1614 and encodes 537 amino acids. NCBI's taxonomy places the organism in Eukaryota, Fungi, Ascomycota, Eurotiomycetes, Eurotiales, Aspergillaceae.